This is a messenger RNA of Caenorhabditis bovis, 744 nucleotides long. NCBI's taxonomy places the organism in Eukaryota, Metazoa, Nematoda, Chromadorea, Rhabditida, Rhabditidae. The record is from the annotation of a GenBank genome assembly.
AUGUAUUCGGAGCAACUUCACUCAUUGAUCGACGAGCUUCGUCAGGAUUUGGAGCACAAAUCGACGAAGCUAACCGCGAUUUGUAGUGAUUUAACGGCCGCCAAAUCGCAGUUCACCGAGCAGGCCUAUAUAGCGGAGCUCGAGGCGAAAUUGAGCACCUACAGCGAGAAAUUGGAGAAAACCACGGCAGAUUUGGUGGAGUGUAAAGCUCGUGUGAGCAAAUUGGAAAAGGAGGUAUGCGAAUUGAAGAAGAAUCCCGAAAUCGAUCUUGUCAAAAAUGCGAUGCGAAUCGCGAAUGCCGAGCUCGCCGCGUUGCGCGCCGAAAACAGCGAGCUGCGGCGGUCGAGGUCCCUUCACAAUUACGCCGACGCCAAUAUUAUGGAUACCGCGCAGAUUUACGCGAUGGGAAUGUCCGAAUCAAAACCACUUCAAAUCGGAUUCCACGGCAAUACAAUGGUGGCCGGUCCCAACUGCAUUCGUGACACCACGUUCAUGUCGGAGAAUUCGGGAAGGAAUCGCCUCUGGGACCACGACACGAUUAAAGCGUUCCAUGAGGCGAACGAGGUGAUUCCGAAGGAAGGCAUUCGCAAAUUCCACUACAACGGCGUCAAAAAAGGCAGGAAUCAACACAUUGCCAAUUAUAUUAAUAAGCGAUGUAAUACAAAUCUAACCGCCGCCCAGGUGUCAUCCUUCCUUCAAAAAAUCACCCGAGCCCGCCAAUUUGGUGAUUUGACACUAUAUUGA